UUCUCGGCUCCCGCCCCCAGGGAAUUUGAAUACUGUGGGAAGCGUCCGGUUCUUGGAGAAUCCCCGGGGCGGGGUGCAGGGGCGCGCCCGACGCAAAAUGGUUAAAACAAAGUCCGCGCGCGCCCCGGGGCUCCUCGCAUGAAAUGUGCGCGCUGGCGACCGGGCACCUCUGUGCGAAUCUGAGGGACUACCGAGAGGAUGGGAUGGAUCUAGGCAGUGACGCCGGCAGCAGCAGCAGCAGCCGCUCCAGUUCGCAGUCCAACUCCACCAAAGUGACCCCUUGCUCGGAGUGCAAAUCCUCGUCGUCGCCGGGGGGCAGCCUGGACCUGGUAUCUGCCCUAGAGGACUAUGAAGCGCCCUUCCCGGUCUACCAGAAGGUGAUUGAUGAGUGGGCGCCGGAGGAGGACCGUGAGGAGGAGGAAGAGGAAGACGAGCGAGGGUACCAGGAUGACCGCUGUCCGGCCCGGGAGUCCGGGGACCUGAGCGCCAGGACCCAUAGCGGCAGCGGCGGGGCCCGGAGCGUCACCACUGUCACGCCGCUCCCAAUGCCCAACGGCAACCUCCGCCCCUACGAACCCCAGGACCUCAGGCACAAUGGCAAUGUGGUUGUGGCCGGCCGGCAGAGCGGCCCCCGGGGCCCCGGGCGGGCGAUCCAGAAGCCCCAGCCGGCGGAGGGCCGGCGCGGCGGCAGGGGCCCGGUGGCAGGGGGGCCCUGUCUUCAGCCCCCGGACGGCGGGACUUUCGUCCCCGAAGAGCCCCCGGUGCCCCCAAUGGACUGGGAGGCGCUAGAGAAGCAUCUGGCCGGGCUGCAGUUCCGGGAGCAGGAGGUGCGAAACCAGGGCCAAGCGAGGACCAACUCCACCUCCGCCAUGGCAGAGCUGAUGGAUGUGGAGCACACUCGCUGGGCACCCAUCCAGAAAAUCGUGUCUGCUGCUUGCUUUCCAUACUUGGAUGCUGUUCUGUUGGUGGUGGGCAUGUCCCAGCUCUCUCAGGCCUCGCCACCUCUCCCACCACCUCCGGCAAAGCCCACAGGAGUAGGCAGCAUGCACAAUAGUGGAGUGGAAUUAAUGGGUUGA
Urocitellus parryii (Arctic ground squirrel) is the source of this 1076-nucleotide messenger RNA. NCBI's taxonomy places the organism in Eukaryota, Metazoa, Chordata, Mammalia, Rodentia, Sciuridae. The record is from RefSeq and is a predicted model, not a curated record.